Molecule: messenger RNA, 1611 nt
Organism: Fusarium odoratissimum NRRL 54006
Lineage: Eukaryota; Fungi; Ascomycota; Sordariomycetes; Hypocreales; Nectriaceae
Exons: 6
Coding region: 1-1611 (536 amino acids)
Biological process (GO): positive regulation of transcription by RNA polymerase II
Cellular component (GO): nucleus
Molecular function (GO): transcription cis-regulatory region binding; DNA-binding transcription factor activity
Source: RefSeq, a predicted model, not a curated record
AUGUUAGAACAAGAUAUCGUAACCAUUCUGAUACAGUCUCCAAUAGGCAACUCAACUAGCCUACCCUGCUCGAACUGCACCAAGUCUAAGAAAGAAUGCAAAGCCGGAUCAUUCUUCCUAUUUCGCCCAGGCAUCAAGUCCAAAACCUCCAAGACCUCAAAAACAAGAGAUAAAACUCGUCGAAAUCGAAGUACAACAUUACCACUUACAGAGAACAACUCUGAUAGUUUAGAGACAUCCUUACCUUCAAAUACUGCCUUGUAUCUUGGCUCCUCUUCAUCAAGAGGUCCACAGGCUCUGACACUGACCCGAGAACAAACAUCUGUGCUGAGUUCGAUCGACAAUGACCAAACUUACCAGAAUCCGAGCAAUAUCCCACUUAGCAUCAACGAGCUUCUUUGUAGCGAGAUUGAUGGUACCCUGCCCAGUGGAGACUGCACUACACCGCCUUUCAUAGUGAAGCCCGGUUCCCUCUAUCUUGAUCGUCCGAUCGGACAAGCUAUUGACCACCGCGGAGCGGAGCUCUUACUCCACUUCAAGACAGUCAUAGCGAAACCAUGGUUCGAAGUCACAGAUCCUGACUUCACCAACGAAGCUCUUCGACGAGCCCCGAGAUGUCCUCUCCUUCUCUACUCAUUACUUGCUGUCUCCAGUAGCCACAAAAGUUGGUUCUUGGACGACCCUGACAUCGCUCAGGACUAUGCGAGAUAUGGAGAAGAAUAUCAUGAGAAAUGCAUUAGUUUAUUGCUGCCUAUGCUCAAUGACAGUGAAAGUAUUACGGACGGUGCAUUUUUAGCAUGCUCUACCAUCCUCCGAUGGUAUGAGGAGCUCAGUGCACCUAUCCACGGGAGAGAUGAUGCAAGACAUUUGUUGGGAGGCUACGCAUCAGUCGCUGAGUCGUUCAGACAAGAUCUGCCUUGGGAAGGGUUCCGACAGGCAGCACUGUGGAUUCACCUGCGCCAGGAUAUUUUCAAUGCUGUCAUUAACCAGAGGGUACCCAGAACUAACGUCAACCGACUGGGAAUCGAUCGCAGUUCCUCACCCACAGACGAAACAACUUGGGCCAAGCGAGUACUCUGUCUUGAGGCCGAGGUCGUUGAAUACUGCUUUAGCCACGAAGGAUCAUCAAUUCAACGGUAUACAUCCCUCGAAGUCCGCUUGGAGGAUUGGGACCGUCAGAAACCACAAACUUUCACGCCAGUCUUUUACCAAGAGCGUGAUCCAUCUCAAGGAGUAUCAUUUCCCAUCGUUUCUGUGCUCCUAGAUAGUUGUGUAUUUGCUUUGAGCCAUUACUAUUUCGCCAUGCUUAUGAUGCUCGUCCAUGAUCCCCGCAUGCCGAAAGUUGGUACUCAGUACCUAGAAUGUCAGAAGGAAAUCAGAAUAAAAAUACUACAUUUCCUGAGAUUACUGUGUGGUCUCGCCUCUUCAAGUCCGGUUCCGCCUGCCAGAGGGAUGACGUGCCUGGCCCUUUCGCUAUUCGGGUCAUGGAUCACAGAUCACGCGGAACGAGAUGCGGCGAUAAAUGUCUUGAGGAAUGUCGACCAAGAAGAUGCCUGGCCAACAUCAAGUUUGCGACAAGACUUAAGGGCUCAGUGGGAAAGCAGGGACUAG